AUGUCAACUAUUGAAACCGUCACCUCCACGACAACGGCGAUACCGCCCACGGCGGAGUUGUUGGAGGCUGCCUUUAGAAAAUAUGUUCUUCGCUAUUUGAACUUAUUGGACCGGGUCCCGGGAGGAGCGGUUCUUUUGCGCUACAUCAAGUCGUCCUACAGAGACGACCCAAUUCGGUCGUUAAUUGAGUUUUCGUUGGUGAUUUUCGCCGCCACUUACUUUUUCUCUUCGAAGAAGAAAGAAAACAGAAGGGAUUUGUUGACCUUGUCGAAGCGGGAAAUCGAUGAGCUCAUUGAGGACUGGCAGCCUGCCCCGUUGGUAGAGCCAGUAACAGAAGCUGAGAAAUGGAGACUUGAGGAUAUGGUUGUCAAGGGAGAGAAUUCCUCUCACAUUAGCAUCGUGCAGCACCCUGAGAUUCCCCUGGCGGUGAACUUGGCCGGUACAGAUUUUCUCAACCUUAACGCUGAUCAAAGAAUGAAGGACGCCGCCAGACAGACCAUCAACUCCGCUGGUGUGGGCGCCUGUGGGCCACCAAACUUCUACGGUACUCAAGAUGCUCAUGUGCGUUUGGAGGAGGACUUGGCCCGCUACUUGAACACAGAGAGCGCCAUUCUCUAUGGUCAGGAUCUUGUCACUGCUGGAUCUGUCAUUCCUGCUUUCUUAAAAAGGGGUGACUUGGCCGUCGUGGACAGCGGUGUCAACCAGGCAAUUCAAAAAGCCUUGAUUGUCAGCAGAUGCGAUAUUGUGUGGUAUAAGCACAAUGAUAUUGAUCAUUUGGAGCAAGUUUUGGGCGAACUCCAAGGUGUUUUGGCGAACCAGAAGCCAUUGCGUAGGAGAUUCAUCAUUACGGAAGGUUUGUUCGCCUACUCUGGUGAGCUUGCCAAGUUGCCUGCCAUCGUCGCUUUGAAGAACAAGUACAAAUACAGAUUGUUCUUGGACGAGACCUUGUCUAUCGGUACCAUUGGCAAGUUGGGCAGAGGUGUUUGUGAGCAUUUCGAUAUCGACAGAGACGAGAUUUCCAUCACCAUUGGCUCAUUGGCAAACGCUUUCUCUUCUUCUGGAGGAUUCUGUGCGGGAGUAGAACCAAUGAUUCACCACCAAAGAAUCAACUCCAACGCCUACGUCUUCAGUGCUGCGCUACCACCUUACUCUGCUAGAGUUGGCUCAGAGGCCAUAAAGUUGAUCUCUGAGGAUGUUACCGGUGACGGCGAGUCAAGGCUUCUUCAGGUGUUGCAUCAACUCCUUAGACAAGCAUACGAUAAGUUGACGGAUAACUUAAAAGAUUCCAAGUAUUUUGAAGUCAAGUCAAGCAGGUGGAGUCCUAUCAUCCAUUUGGGUUUCAAAGAUGAGUACCGCAAUGUUCUAGAGCUCCCUGAGGUAUACGGAAACAAUGUGUUAUUGACCACGGGCAAGCCUUCGAAAAAACAGAACCCAUUCAACGUCAAGUACACGUUAGAAUGUUAUAUUCUUCAAAAAAUUAUCAACGCAACACUCUCUAAGGACCACGUUUUGCUCAACAGGACAAGAAUCGUCUAUGAACAAGAGAAUCUUCCCGUUUUGAGCCCCAGAUUGUUGAUCCACCUCAACAUCGGCGUCACUUGGGAAGAGUUAAGUGCUGUUCUUGACGACUUGCCCUCUGUUAUGAAUGCUAUUUGCAAAGAGGUCGAGCUGCCCGCUGACUUAGACAGGCUCUACAAUGAGAUGAUCAGCCAGUAA
This is a messenger RNA of Candidozyma auris, 1716 nucleotides long. Its product is annotated as serine C-palmitoyltransferase LCB1. The transcript has a single exon. Gene Ontology annotation, biological process: ceramide biosynthetic process; sphingosine biosynthetic process. Gene Ontology annotation, cellular component: endoplasmic reticulum. Bases 1 to 1716 code for a protein of 571 amino acids. The record is from RefSeq and is a predicted model, not a curated record. Lineage: Eukaryota; Fungi; Ascomycota; Pichiomycetes; Serinales; Metschnikowiaceae. Gene Ontology annotation, molecular function: serine C-palmitoyltransferase activity; pyridoxal phosphate binding.